Molecule: messenger RNA, 666 nt
Organism: Acaulospora colombiana
Lineage: Eukaryota; Fungi; Glomeromycota; Glomeromycetes; Diversisporales; Acaulosporaceae
Source: the annotation of a GenBank genome assembly
AUGGCUGCCAUACAAGAUUUUAUGCAUACAAUUUCACCACGACUUGCUAUAUUACUAGAUUAUGAUGGACAAGAAGCACCACAUACUUAUUUUGCAAAACUUAGAGCUAUAAAUGAAACAGCCAGAUCUUUAGUUCCAGCACAAAAUCCGUAUAAUGCUAAUGCAAAUAUUGGUACUGAAGCAGAAGUUUAUAACUGGAUGCAGGGUGACUUAAUAAUACCGAAUGCAAUUCUAGAUACCGGAGCAGAUGAUUCAUUGUAUACAGAUAAUAUUCCCGAAUAUUUAGGGAUAAAAAUAGAUAAUAAAAAUGUUAAUAAACUUACGGGUGCGGUUGGAAAUUCUCAAUCCAUUGGUACUUCAUAUAAUGUUCCUAUAUCUAUAGAUAGUGAAAAAGAUUCGAUAACAGUUUCUGAAAAAGAAAUAUCUGUAAUCCCCACAAAAAAGGAUCGAAAUGGAAAAGAUAUAUCUAUAAUGAUGCUUGGUACAAAAUGGCAACAUCGUGUUGGAUGGGAUCCGAUAGUGAAAGGAGAAUUCACAGCUGCACACAAUGGAAAGACUAUUACAAUUCUUCUUUCUACUCGCAAAGAAUCACGUAAUGCAUUUAAUACAGAAAAAUGGCACUCACCAGAAGGUUUUAAACUACCAGAUUCUGUUACUACUGAAGAG